Molecule: messenger RNA, 1026 nt
Organism: Malus domestica (apple)
Lineage: Eukaryota; Viridiplantae; Streptophyta; Magnoliopsida; Rosales; Rosaceae
Source: RefSeq, a predicted model, not a curated record
GGGAAAACUUGUUGAGGGGGGAGCUGCUAGUGCCAAGAGAGCCGAGACUCCUGAGUUCCACCGACCGUCGAGAGUGGGUGUGAAAACGAAGACAAUCAUCAAUGGCGGGCGUAUCGCUCAAUUGCGGCGACUGUGGGACUCUGCUGAGGUCGGUUGAGGAAGCCCAAGAGCAUGCCGAGCUCAGCUCCCACUCCAACUUCUCUGAGUCCACGGAAGCUGUUCUCAAUCUCGUUUGCUCUUCCUGCGGCAAACCUCGCCGAUCCAAAACUGAAAGUGAUUUGCACACCAAAAGAACAGGGCGUACUGAGUUUGUUGAUAAGACUGCGGAUGCAGCUAAACCAAUAAGUUUGGAGGUUCCAAAGGCUACUCCUUCAGGGUCCAAAGAGGCUGUUUGUGCAAGUAGCCAUGUGCCAGAAGAAAUGGUCGUCCCGGAGGUUGACAAAAAGCUGCUUGAGGAACUUGAAGGAAUGGGCUUUUCGACACCACGGGCAACCCGUGCACUUCACCAUUCUGGCAACGCUAGCUUGGAGGUUGCUGUCAAUUGGGUAGUUGAACAUGAGAAUGAUCCGGACAUUGAUGAAAUGCCUUCGGUACCAAUAAACAGCAAAUUUGAGGCUCCAAAACCUUCUCUCACGCAAGAACAAUUGAAAGCCAAGCAACAAGAGCUUAGGUAAGGAUUCGCGUGGGCAAGGAACUCCUAGAAGCGAAGAGAAUAGAAGAAGACAAUGAAAGAAAACGGUUUAUCUUCAUCUACUGAAUCUUGUGUGAUUGAUUAUUUCUUGUGCUUGUUUUCCAAUCUACCAUUUAAUGACAUCAAAUGUCAUUUUCCCUCACAUUACAUGAAUUUGUCUUCCAUUGGCAUGGAAAUGUUUCUUUGUGAUAGGAUUAUUGCUUUGGGAAAAGCGGAGAAAGAUGAAGAGAAAAGAGCUAGGGAAAGGAUUCGUCCUUUUUGCGUUGGUAAUGGAUGAGUUAACAGGACAUAUUCAAGAUGAUAUUCCUUGGUGUAUGCUUUUCGCAAACGAUAUA